CCCCGGGGCGGCGGGCUCGGGGGGCCCGGGAGGCCGGGUCCUGCCGUGUCGGGACUGCCCGGCAGCUCCGGCGGGGGGCACAAGGCGCGACCUGCCCCGAGGCUCCUGUCGGGCUCGGCUGUGCCCCUGUGAAAGGCCCGAGGCGGGGAGGGAGGCCCGAGCGGCUGGGAAAGCGAAAGCAGCGCUCAGAGACGCUGGUCGGUGACAGCAGCGUGGCGGUGCCCACCCCGCCCUUGUUGGUGUGUCACAGGCGGUGGGAUGUGGUCCGGGGCUGGAAGCUAGCAACAAGUGAUGUGUGCCAGGGGAUUGCAUCGAAAUCGCUGUAGACAUUUGCAGUCAGUGUUCCUGUACUGGAGAGGGUCCAGUGGAGGGCCACAAAGAUGAUGAGGGGUCUCGAGCAUCUCUCUUAUGGGGAGAGACUGCAGAAGCGGUGCCUGUUUAGUCUGGAGAAGACUGAGAGGGGAUCUCAUCAAUGCAUCUAAAUAUCUCAAAGGCAGGUGCCAAGAGGAGGGUGCCAGGCUCUUUUCAGUGGUGCCCAGAGACAGGACAAGGAGCAGUGGACAUAAACUCAAAAAGUUCCACCUCAGCAUGAGGAAGAGCUUUACGCUGAGGGUGGCAGAGCACUGAACAGGUUGCCCAGGGAGGUUGUGGAGUCUCCCUCUCUGAAGACGUUCCAAACCCACCUGGACACCUCCUCCCCAUGUAACCUGCUCUAGGUGACUCUGCGUUGGCAUAGGGCUUGGGCUAGGAGAUCUCCAGAGGUCCCUUCCAACCCUAACUGUUCUGUGAUACUGUGAAAUCACUGCAGACAUUUGCAGUCAGUGUUCAUCAGUGCCAGUGUACUAGACUCGAGUGUGUUACAGUGUCAUAUGAUCCUUGAAGAGAAGAAACAAAGCACUGACUAAAGCUAAUAGAGCUGAGGGAAGAUUAUCUGUGCUUGCAGAUUAUAAAAAAGUUCACAAUGGCAAUGCUGUGGAAGUUCAUGAGAGUAGCUAAAUAUUCUAAAACAGCUUUAUCACCAAAAGUAAAGGUAAGAGGAAUUCCCACCCAUUCAAGGCAUUCUUCAUCCAAGUCUGUACCUUCAGAUUUUGCUGCCAGUGCACCAUGCUCAAAUACUGUGGAACUGCUUGGUAAAACUUAUCCUCAGGAUGACUACAGCAAUGUCACAGAGAAGAUUCUUUCCAAGGUGGGGAAGAACUUGCACAACAGAAAACAUCACCCACUGUGGCUAAUCAAGGAGCAGGUGAAGGACCACUUCUACAAACACUAUAUAGGACGGCGUGGGACUCCACUCUUUUCUGUUUAUGAUGGUCUUUCUCCAGUGGUUACUGUACAGCAGAAUUUUGAUAGUUUACUUAUCCCUCAAAACCAUGCCAGCAGAAGGAAAGAGGAUAACUAUUACUUGAAUCGUGACCACAUGCUAAGAGCACAUACAUCAGCUCAUCAGUGGGACUUGAUACACUCUGGCCUAGAUGCCUUUCUGGCAGUGGGAGAUGUCUACCGCCGAGAUACAAUCGAUAACACCCACUACCCAGUCUUCCAUCAGAUGGAAGGAGUUCGGCUCUUCUCCUGUCAUGAGUUGUUCUCCAACAUUAAAGAUGGCGAAGGUUUACAGUUGUUCGAGCAAGGCCAUCGCACUGCCCACAAGCAAGAGUGUCACACCAUGGAGGCAGUGAGGCUGGUGGAGUUCAACCUGAAACAAGUGCUCACAAAGCUCAUGACUCACAUCUUUGGUGACGGACUACAAGUCAGAUGGGUAGAUUGCUACUUUCCGUUUACUCACCCUUCCUUUGAGAUGGAGAUCAACUUCCAAGGAGAAUGGAUGGAGGUCCUGGGCUGCGGGGUCAUGGAGCAACAGCUUGUUAACUCAGCUGGUGCUCAGGAUAAAAUUGGCUGGGCAUUUGGCUUGGGUUUGGAGAGGCUGGCCAUGAUCCUGUAUGAUAUCCCUGACAUCCGACUGUUCUGGAGUGAAGAUGAACGCUUCUUGAAACAAUUUAUUGGGCCUCACAUUUGGCAAAAAAUAAAGUUCCAGCCACUCAGCAGAUAUCCACCUUUGAUCAAUGACAUCUCCUUUUGGCUGCCUUCUGAGACAUACUCUGAGAAUGAUUUCUAUGAUUUGGUUCGAACUGUUGGUGGAGACUUGAUAGAAAAGGUUGUCCUAGUGGAUGAAUUUGCCCAUCCAAAGACGAAGAAGGUCAGCCAUUGCUACCGGAUCGUUUACCGCCACCCGGAGAGGACUUUGACGCAGGACGAGGUGCAUCGCAUCCAUCAAGCUAUUGAAGAGUCAGCAGUUCGAGAACUUGGGGUUGAGGGCAGGUUCUAGCACUGCUGGUCUGAAGCCCUAAUGACAGUUGCUUUUUUUCUUUCUUUCCUUUCUUUUUUUUUCUUCUCUUUUCAGGGUUUUAGUUUGCAAGAGAGGGGUUUUGUGACUGAAUGUAGAACAUGGAAAGCGAUUGAUAAAUGGGCAGUGGUAAAACUAGCAGGUAAUAAACAUUACUACUGAGAAAUCA
Pseudopipra pipra is the source of this 2510-nucleotide messenger RNA. It is a transcript of the gene FARS2, whose product is annotated as phenylalanyl-tRNA synthetase 2, mitochondrial. Gene Ontology annotation, biological process: phenylalanyl-tRNA aminoacylation. The record is from RefSeq and is a predicted model, not a curated record. The transcript is spliced from 8 exons. The coding region runs from base 962 to 2323 and encodes 453 amino acids. Gene Ontology annotation, cellular component: cytoplasm; mitochondrion. NCBI's taxonomy places the organism in Eukaryota, Metazoa, Chordata, Aves, Passeriformes, Pipridae. Gene Ontology annotation, molecular function: tRNA binding; ATP binding; phenylalanine-tRNA ligase activity.